Messenger RNA from Lecanosticta acicola, 1234 nucleotides. The record is from the annotation of a GenBank genome assembly. Lineage: Eukaryota; Fungi; Ascomycota; Dothideomycetes; Mycosphaerellales; Mycosphaerellaceae.
AUGGUCAAGACACGUCAAUGGCAGCUGGCCCACAAGCCCAGAGACGAGCCUCAACUCUCUGGUCCGAACCCAACCUUCAAGCUCGUCGAGACCGAGCUUCCGGAGCCCAAGGAAGAUGAAUUGCUGGUCAAGACACUGUCUCUGUCGAACGAUCCCGCUCAGCGUGGUUGGAUCGACCCUGACAUUCCGGCCGAGAGGCUCUACGUUCCGCCAGUAGCCGUCGGAGCCCCCAUGGCCGCACGAGGUCUUGCAGAAGUCAUUGAGUAGGUAGCAGUUUGUCCAGACGGCAUAGCGGCAUUGGUUUUGCUGAUGCUUGCGUAGAUCCAAAUCGUCCACUUACAAGAAAGGCGAUACAGUGUUGGCGACCACGAAUUGGUCUGAAUACGCUAUCGUGCCGGCAAGCACCUGUCAACCCGCUCAGGACCUUCCUGGAGGCAAGUCAAAGACGCACUACCUUGGAGCGCUAGGGAUGACUGGUCUGACUGCCUACUUCGGCUUGACUGGAGUGGGUGAGACAACCAAGGACGAUAUCAUCGUCGUCUCCGGAGCUGCAGGCGCCACUGGAAGCAUGGCCGUUCAGAUUGCCAAGAAGAUCAUCGGCUGCAAGAAAGUCAUUGGUAAGACUUCGCCUGCUGUGCACUGACUAUACUUGAGAUGGCUAACAGGCCUCGUCUCCAGGUAUCGCCGGCACAGACGAGAAGUGCCGUUGGGUCGAGAAGCUGGGCGCCGACGUCUGCCUCAACUACAAGAGCAAGUCUUUCGCCGAUGAUAUGAAGAAGGAAACUCCAGGACCCGACGGCUUCGCCGAUGGUGAGUUCAGCCUAGUUCCCUUCCCCGCCUAAGACGAGUCUGUUGACCACAGCCAGUCUAUUUCGACAAUGUCGCAGGCGAGAUUCUCGACUUGAUGCUGUCACGCAUGGCUCGCCACGGACGCAUCAUCGCCUGCGGUGCGAUUUCGAGUUACAACACGGCCUCUGAGCGGACGACAGGGCUGAAGAACUGGUUUGAAAUUGUCAGCAUGCGCAUUAAAUGCCAAGGCUUUAUCGUUCUGGACUUCAUGAAGGACUUCUCCAAGGCGUUGGAUAUCUUCAAGCAGGCUCUAGCCGAUGGCAGGCUCCAAAUCGAUGAAGGCGAAACGGUCAUUCCCACAAAGUUCGAGGACGUACCGAAGACGUGGCUCAAGUUAUUCGACGGCUCCAACCAGGGCAAACUGAUCACGCAGAUCCAAGGGUGA